UGGUGCCUGCGGAGGGAACGGAAGCGGGGAGCUGGCGGAGCGCCGCCGAGGAAAGAGGGGCGCCCCGCCGCCGCCGCCGCCCAGAGCCCCAGUCCGAGCGCGACCGCGCGCCCCACUCACCAGCCGCGCGCCUCGGAGACGCCCUCCGCACAGGGGCCGGCACGACGCCGGAAGCCGGAAGCGCGACGCCGGAAGCGCGCCGUCCGCUUCCUCGCGCGAAUCCUCCGCUCUCGCGAGAGGAACCUUGCGCGACUCGCGGAGCCAACGGCGCUUCGGGAGCGGGGAUUCAAACGGGUGCGGGCGCUAAGGCCGAGUGAUGGGGACGUCCGUGGACCUGAUCCGAGGCUUCUGCGGAAAGCUGCGGUGUCUGGCCGUCACCCUGGACGGCGAGACGGCCCGGCUGCAGCGAGCGCUGGACGGAGAGGACAGCGACUUUGAAGAUUACCCACUGAGAGUUUUACAUGCUCUUCAUUCCGAAGUCCGGACCCUAAAGGACGAUGUCAGCACUCUUCUUGAAAAAGCAAGUUUGGGAAGUCAAGACAGCAUUGGUUUCAUAAAGGCAACAAAAGUACUGAUGAAAAAAACUUCAGUGGAUAUCAUGAAAAUAAGAGAGGUUUUCCGGAAGUAUGGAUAUACUCCACGGGCCAGGAGCAAUUCAGCGGAUGAGCCAGGAGCCACGGACUCCAAACCAGAGGCCACGGGACAAGACGAUCCUGAGAGGCCUGAUGCUGCGGUUCCAGGCCCUUCUGUUUCUGAGCCGUCUCCACGUAGCCCACAGCUUUCUGACUUUGGCCUUGAGCGGUACAUGAUCUCUCCAGUUCUGCCAAACCCUCCACGGUCCACAAACAACGCUCAGGAAGAGCCCGAAAUUUUAAGUCCAUUUUCGAAACAGGCGCUAGCACAAAGCCCACGAUGUGCGCUUAAGAUGGAUGAUUUCGAGUGUGUCACUCCUAAGUUAGAGCACUUUGGCGUCUCUGAAUACACCAUGUGUCUAAAUGAAGACCACACAGUGGCGCGUAAACACGUGAAGAGUACCAGUGAGGAGGCCAAAGAAACAAAGCCAGUGACCCACGAUCACUUCUUUGCCGCUCCUGGCCUCACAACCCAGCCACCGGAGCAAAACGAUGCUGACUGUACACACUCCCCCUUGGCACCUACGUUCUGCACUCCUGGUCUGAAAAUCCCUUCUACAAACAACAGCACAGCUCUGGUAUCUGCAGAUCAUCCCUCAUCAAAAGCAAACCGUUCAUCACGUCGUGAUUUGGAAAUGAAAGAGCGUGCGUCGUUAGCUGCACACUCAGAAGAGAGCUUUGAGAAUUUUGCAGACCCCUCUUCUCCUACUAUCUCCGCUUAUGAGAAUCUGCUCAGAACACCGACGCCUCCAGAAGUAACUGCAAUUCCAGAAGAUAUUCGCCAGAUUCUGUCAAAGUACAACUCAAACCUCGCCACUCCAACAGCAGUGAAACCGGUGCCACCUGGCAAAGUGUUCCUUCCCCGACGUGAAGGGCAGAACACCCGAGACGCUGGCAACAAAGAAAACCGCCGAGAGUGAGAGCACUUGUAGUGGAUCCAUCCUUCCAUUGUAGAAACUGAACAGGCGGGAUCUGCGUUCUUCACAGCCCCCGGCGCCUCCCCCCUCUGUCAGCCCAGCCCAUGUUCAAGAUGAGCGUGGACCCUGAUGUCACAAAAUGCUUUCUCUUAAGGCCGAUGCUGUCCAACCUCUGUCUUACUGACGUGUCGUUCAGCUCACCCCUUUCGAAAGAUGAUUUCAGAUUUACUCUGCUUGAUGGGACAGAGUGGCUUCAGGAGUAUUAGGAAGCAGGAGUAACCAUUUUCGAAAUUUACAUGUUACCGUUUGCUACUCAGAUAAGGCCAGUGGCUGUCCCCUUGGGAAGGGGUGGUGUGGCUGGAGCCGGGCUUCGUCCUCGGUCUGCUCUCCUGUCUCCGGACUGGCCCAGAGCUUUUACACCUUUUAUUCCCGUAUUGUCUACGGGCCUGGGUCGUGAUGCCAGAGGAGGUGUCUCGGGUGCGGUUAUGGACCCGCCCGCUGUCAGGACAGGUUUUUUGACUUGGGAUCGUUUUGCCUUCAAAUCCACUCUUGGCAGCCCCGGCUGAGACCUCGCCAAGUCCCCUCUCCAGCUUGGCGGCCCAGCGGAGCCCAAGCGCGCCCCUGCCCCCCACCCUGAAGGUCAUGAGGACGCCUCCCGGCCAGGUGCCCUUCCCUGGGCUGUGGGCUGUGCCUCCAGAACUGUCCCGUAGCUUCCGAGGGCCCUGGGCAGGGAGCCGAAGACCCUUCCAUCUAAGUGCAGCUGUGGACUCCUUGUAUCUAAGUCAGUUUGUGAACAGCCAGUGGGGAAAGAAGGACCUAAGAUGCUGUGGCGCCCAGUUAAAAAUCUGAGGAGCUCCCACGGUGGCACAACGGAAUCUGCAGUGUCUGAGGAGCGCUGGGACGCGGGUUCGAUCCCCAGCCCGGCGCAGUGGGUUAAGGAUGUGGCUUUGGUUGCCACGGCAGCUCAGAUCUGAGUCCUACUCCAUGAGCUCCGUGUGCUGCAUGGCAGUGAGAAAUGGGGUGGGGGAUGGAGAAGGAACAAUGGACAGGUGUGAGAAGGGGCCUCGGAGGCGCAGCUCUGGGGAAGGGGACAUGAAGAUGAUCCUUUUAUGGUUGUGCCUUGAACGUCCAAUGUGAAGACCCGUCACCAUGUGUCUCUUCAUUUUAUCAGAAAUUAUCCCUAAAGCAAGACGCCUUGUUUCUUCUGGGAACGACUGUGUUGUCGUCAUUUAAGUUUUGCUAAAUACAGCGUAACACUCAAGA
Messenger RNA from Phacochoerus africanus (Common warthog), 2812 nucleotides. It is a transcript of the gene SKA3, whose product is annotated as spindle and kinetochore associated complex subunit 3. The transcript has 9 exons. NCBI's taxonomy places the organism in Eukaryota, Metazoa, Chordata, Mammalia, Artiodactyla, Suidae. The record is from RefSeq and is a predicted model, not a curated record. Gene Ontology annotation, cellular component: spindle microtubule; outer kinetochore. The coding region runs from base 317 to 1552 and encodes 411 amino acids. Gene Ontology annotation, biological process: mitotic cell cycle; chromosome segregation.